AUGGAUUUCCUGCUGCUCGGUCUCUGUCUAUACUGGCUGCUGAGGAGGCCCUCGGGGGUGGUCUUGUGUCUGCUGGGGGCCUGCUUUCAGAUGCUGCCCGCCGCCCCCAGCGGGUGCCCGCAGCUGUGCCGGUGCGAGGGGCGGCUGCUGUACUGCGAGGCGCUCAACCUCACCGAGGCGCCCCACAACCUGUCCGGCCUGCUGGGCUUGUCCCUGCGCUACAACAGCCUCUCGGAGCUGCGCGCCGGCCAGUUCACGGGGUUAAUGCAGCUCACGUGGCUCUAUCUGGAUCACAAUCACAUCUGCUCGGUGCAAGGGGACGCCUUUCAGAAACUGCGCCGAGUUAAGGAACUCACGCUGAGUUCCAACCAGAUUACCCAACUGGCCAACACCACCUUCCGGCCCAUGCCCAACCUGCGCAGCGUGGACCUCUCCUACAACAAGCUGCAGGCUCUGGCGCCCGACCUCUUCCACGGGCUGCGGAAGCUCACCACGCUGCACAUGCGGUCCAACGCCCUCCAGUUCGUGCCCGUGCGCAUCUUCCAGGACUGCCGCAGCCUCAAGUUUCUUGACAUCGGAUACAAUCAGCUCAAGAGCCUGGCGCGCAACUCUUUCGCGGGCUUGUUCAAGCUCACCGAGCUGCACCUGGAGCACAACGACUUGGUCAAGGUGAACUUCGCCCACUUCCCGCGCCUCAUUUCCCUGCACUCCCUCUGCCUGCGGAGGAAUAAGGUGGCCAUCGUGGUCAGCUCGCUGGACUGGGUUUGGAACCUGGAGAAGAUGGACCUGUCUGGGAACGAGAUCGAGUACAUGGAGCCCCAUGUGUUUGAGACCGUGCCGCACCUGCAGUCCCUGCAGCUGGACUCCAACCGCCUCACCUACGUCGAGCCCCGCAUCCUCAACUCCUGGAAGUCACUGACUAGCAUCACCCUGACCGGGAACCUCUGGGACUGCGGCCGCAACGUGUGCGCCCUGGCCUCGUGGCUCAGCAACUUCCAGGGGCGCUACGAUGGCAACUUGCAGUGCGCCAGCCCCGAGUACGCGCAGGGCGAGGACGUCCUGGACGCCGUGUACGCCUUCCAUCUGUGCGAGGAUGGGGCAGAGCCCACCAGCGACCACCUGCUCUCGGCCUUCACCAACCGCAGUGACCUGGGCCCCCCCGCCGGCUCCGCCACCACGCUCACUGACGGCGGGGAGGGGCAGCCCGACGGCACGCAGGAGCCGGCUACUGUGGCUCUCCCUGGCGGCGAACACGCGGAAAACGCCGUGCAGAUCCACAAGGUGGUCACCGGCACCAUGGCCCUCAUUUUCUCCUUCCUUAUCGUGGUCCUGGUGCUGUAUGUCUCCUGGAAGUGUUUCCCUGCUAGCCUCAGGCAGCUCAGACAGUGCUUUGUCACGCAGCGCAGGAAGCAAAAGCAGAAACAGACCAUGCAUCAGAUGGCUGCCAUGUCUGCCCAGGAAUACUACGUUGAUUACAAACCCAACCACAUCGAGGGGGCCCUGGUGAUCAUCAAUGAGUAUGGCUCCUGUACCUGCCACCAGCAGCCCGCGAGGGAAUGCGAGGUGUGA
Messenger RNA from Eptesicus fuscus (big brown bat), 1569 nucleotides. It is a transcript of the gene LRRTM1, whose product is annotated as leucine rich repeat transmembrane neuronal 1. Gene Ontology annotation, molecular function: protein binding. The transcript has a single exon. NCBI's taxonomy places the organism in Eukaryota, Metazoa, Chordata, Mammalia, Chiroptera, Vespertilionidae. The coding region runs from base 1 to 1569 and encodes 522 amino acids. The record is from RefSeq and is a predicted model, not a curated record.